GGGGGGAGCCGUUAGCUUGGGGGGGGCAGGCGGGCAGUUUGGGGGGCAAACGGUUAACGUGGGGGGCACGCGGUUAAUUUAGGGGACCGGCUUUGGCAGCAAUAAAAUUCACUCUCUCGGGAUUUCAGCGCAAUGCAACGAGCAUCGCGGCUGAAGAGGGAACUUUCCCUCCUGAGCACGGAGCCCCCUCCUGGCAUCACCUGCUGGCAAAGCGGGAGCCGCCUGGACGAUCUCCGGGCACAAAUUUUAGGAGCUGCAGACACACCAUAUGAGAAAGGAAUAUUCAACCUGGAGAUAGUUGUUCCUGAAAGAUACCCAUUUGAGCCCCCAAAGAUUCGCUUUCUGACCCCUAUCUAUCAUCCUAACAUUGACUCUGCUGGAAGGAUUUGCCUGGACGUUCUUAAGUUACCACCAAAGGGCGCAUGGAGGCCUUCCCUGAACAUCUCCACGCUGCUCACCUCCAUACAGCUGCUGAUGGCGGAGCCCAACCCUGACGACCCUCUCAUGGCAGACAUAUCCUCAGAGUACAAGUACAAUAAGCAACUGUUCUUGAUAAAUGCCAAGGAGUGGACUGAGAAAUAUGCAAGCCAGCAAAAGAGGGCUUCCAAGGCUUUAGAAGAGAAAAACCAGAGUGAAACAAGUACCACCAGUGAAUCUAUCAUGCUGAAAAGAAAAGGGAGUAAUAUCACCAAGAAGGAGAAGAAAUCUCGCCUGGAGUCUUAAGUGAUUUUUGUUUCUGGUGUGGCUGUCAAUUUUGUUUUCGCUGUCUUUUUUUCUUUACACAGGUAUAGCUAAAUAUUUUAAUAUUAAUAGUAGCAGGCUUUGUUUUUCUAUUUCCUAGGUGCUUUUCUGUCAGAAGUUCUAUUUUAUAAAUAAAAUAUAAAGCUU
Cygnus olor (mute swan) is the source of this 888-nucleotide messenger RNA. It is a transcript of the gene UBE2T, whose product is annotated as ubiquitin conjugating enzyme E2 T. The transcript has 7 exons. Lineage: Eukaryota; Metazoa; Chordata; Aves; Anseriformes; Anatidae. The record is from RefSeq and is a predicted model, not a curated record. Bases 133 to 723 code for a protein of 196 amino acids.